This is a messenger RNA of Diatraea saccharalis (sugarcane borer), 1088 nucleotides long. NCBI's taxonomy places the organism in Eukaryota, Metazoa, Arthropoda, Insecta, Lepidoptera, Crambidae. The record is from the annotation of a GenBank genome assembly.
UCUCUUUGAAUACGACGAAUUAGACUGUCACAAGCUGAUGAAGUGUCAAAAAUCAAAACAUUACCUCGCAGCGUCGCCUUUCUGCAGUGAUAAAUUAAAUUUAUGUGUAGGAAUUUAAUAAUUGUUAUUUAAUCCUUGCAAUUUCGUAUUUAACCUGAAUAUCAUCAAGGUUUGUUUGUGGGAUAAACGUUUCAGCACAUAAUGAGGAAACUAAAAGGAACAGUCAAAGAAACUGCUAAACAGAAAAGAGAAAGAAAACAGGAAUUUGCUAAAAUGCGACAGCAAAUCAACACUAUCGUUAUACCAACUUUUGCUGUUAUUUUCUUGUUAAUUUGUAUUUAUGUUUAUUUUAAAACUAGGCCGACAUCAAUGCAGUACGCUUGAAUUGUAAAUUACAUAUAGUUAAGAGAUAUAAUCCUGUAAAGUGUAUAAAUGUAUUUAUAAAUGGGAUGAAAACUGAAUUAUACUGUGGUUGUGAAUCAAUUAAAUAGCGAGACUUAAAUAUUUGUGAAAUACAAUUGAAAUUAGCUUUAUUUCCAAACUGCAAAUAAUUUAUUUCUAUUUUCUUUUGACAAACAUUCCAUAAAUGUUUACAUAUCAAAUUUUAUGUAUAUACACAGAUUAAAUAUAUUUAUUUAAGAUGUUUAAAAUUCUUUUAUUAAUAUCUCAUAAAACAGUCAAUAUUUUUGAUUUAAACAAUAUGUACAUAGUGUUAUGAAAUUAGAAAUUUAAACAUUGAUAGCAGACAAGCAUUAUAUCCAAAAAAACAUUACUAGUUUUGUUUUAAAAUUUUCAUGGUUACGUAACUUGUAUAGAAAAUGUCUGGAACAGCAUAAAUGUGAGAAAGACAAGUCCUCAAUUUAGGAAAAGAUUCUAUAUUUAGUCAUUAUAAAGAUUUCAGUGAAGGUGGUUUUUAACAAUACCUUUCGAAAAUUUAAUCUCAUUUAUUGAAUUGCAUUAAAGUUCCUACUGCUUUAAAUGAUAUUAACUAGAAGCCUUUUCCAAAAAUUACCUAUUUUAGAUGUGGGGGGUAUUACCUAGUUUUACCCUAGAGGCCUAGAGUACUUUCUACUUCAUCCUGGAUAGCG